AUGAAGCCUGUUGUUUCUGCUGGAAAGGCUUAUUGCUGUACAAUUUUGUCGACCUUUGCGGUGGUAAUAUUAUCUUUCCUUGGUUAUUUAUUUAAGACAGGGCAUGAAUCAAUGAUGGGAUCAAUAAAUGACCCAGAGGAUGGUGGAGCAGUUGCUAAGACUAUAUUCAAUGCAGUUUUUGUAUAUGUGGCAUUCUUUUUGUUUUGUGGAUUUCAGGUUGUAUUGAUUAAGAGAGAAAGUAGAAUUAGAUUGCACUAA
Molecule: messenger RNA, 258 nt
Organism: Priceomyces carsonii
Lineage: Eukaryota; Fungi; Ascomycota; Pichiomycetes; Serinales; Debaryomycetaceae
Exons: 1
Coding region: 1-258 (85 amino acids)
Source: RefSeq, a predicted model, not a curated record